AUGGGAAAACUCAGUAGGCUUGAACUGUACAACUUCAAGUCCUACAAGGGGCAUCAUACCCUCCUCUUUGGUGAUGCCUACUUUACGUCCAUCAUCGGUCCCAAUGGCUCGGGCAAAUCAAACGCCAUGGACGCCAUCUCCUUCGUCCUCGGAAUCAAGUCAUCCCAUCUUCGAUCUGCGCAUUUGCGAGAACUGGUCUACCGCGGUCGGGUUCUGCGAAAGUCUGUUGCGCCUGGCGACCCUGAGCCAAACGGCGUGAAUGGUCAUGAUGAAGGAGCACAAUUGUCGCAAGCGAACAGCACACAAGAGCGCAAUGACCCCAAGUCCGCCUGGGUCAUGGCUGUUUACGAAGACGACGCUGGCAUGGAACAGAAAUACAAGCGCACAAUCACCAAUCAGGGCGUCUCGGAGUAUCGCAUCAACGAGCGCGUGGUCACGGCGCAACAGUACAACGAUGCGCUGGAAGAAGAGAACAUUCUCAUCAAGGCGCGCAACUUCCUCGUCUUUCAGGGCGAUGUCGAAGCUAUUGCCACACAGAAACCUCAGGAUUUAACACGCCUGAUAGAACAAGUCUCGGGCAGCAUCGAGUAUAAAGCGGAUUACGACCGAUUGAAAGCAGAGCUGGACGCCGCGACGGAGCAGCAGGCUUUCCAACUCAUUCGACGUCGAGGUAUCAACGCAGAGAUACGUCAAUACCAAGAACAAAAACGGGAGGCGGAUAAUUUUCUGAAGAAAGCCGCAGAGCGAGAUCAGGCCAUCGUGACUCAUGUGUUGUGGAAACUAUAUCACCUGCAACGCCAGAUUGAGGAGUCCAGCGCCGAAAUCCAGAAACACCAAGAGGAGCUGCGAGACUACCGUCGCGGUAUGGAAAAAUAUGAAAAAGGGCUUGAUCUGGCCAAAAAGGAACAUGCUCAAGCUUCACGAGACGUGAGUAAGAUAGAAAGACUGAUUAAGACUAAAGAAAGGGAGAUUGAGGACAAAACUUCGUCCCUGGUCCCGAUUGAUGAACAGAUCUCCGUCUCCAACCAACACCUCACGAAAUACGCGAACAGAGCGAACACGAUCAUCAAGGAGCGGACCACGCAAGCGGCGACGGUGGCGCAACUCGAAAAAGACCUGAACACUGUCGACAAGGCGCAGGCUCAAUGGCAAGAAGAAUGGGAGCGGAAUGCAUCUCGGUUAGGCGGUCAGUUGAGUGACGCUGACCUCCAGGAGUACACUCGACUUCGCGAGCAACUCAACAAGCGUGCAUCAGCCGACCUGAGUCGCAUUGAGAGACUCAAGAAUGACCGAGCUCCAAUCGAAGCCACCUACAGCAAUCUGAGAAACAGUGUCCAAAGUACCGAGUUCAAAUUGAGCUCCCUCGAGAAUGAACAUGACGCGCUCAUCCGACGGCGGGACACGGUCAAGGAAGCGGUGCAACAAGCACAGAUGGAAAUCGAUGCCAAGAAGAAAGAGCUAAACGCUGCUUCGUCCAAGCGACUACAAGCAGCUCGGACUCGGACUGAGCUCGAUGAAAAACUGGCCGAAGUGGCUCGAAAACUGUUGGAAGCUGACGAUGGUCGUCGGACGAGUGAGAGGGAAGGGAGAAUGCGGGAGACCAUCGCCAUGCUCAAGCGCACUUACCCUGGCGUCAAAGGCCGCGUUCAUGAGCUGUGCAAACCCAAGCAGAAGAAGUAUGCGGAAGCUGUUAGCACCGUGCUAGGUCGCCACUUCGACUCCGUGGUUGUCGACACCGAAGCAACGGCCAAACAAUGCAUCGAAUAUCUGCGAGAUCAUCGCUCGGGCCAAGCCACUUUUAUUCCACUGGACACAAUCCAGGUCAAAGCACUCAACUCAAAUCUGAAAGGCAUGCAUAAGGGGAUGCUUCCAGCUAUUGAGACGGUGGAGUAUGACCAGUCCGUUGCGCGGGCAAUUUCAUAUGCCUGUGGCAAUUCGAUUGUGUGCGAUAAUCUCGACAUUGCAAAAGACCUGUGUUACAACCGCCAUGUUGAUGCAAAGGCUGUCACGCUAGAUGGCAGUGUGAUCCACAAGGGUGGUCUAAUGACCGGCGGUCGUGGCAAAGACCAACCCUCUCGACGGUGGGACGAAAUCGAAGUUGACCGGCUCCACCGGCUCAAAGACAAGUUGAUGGAGGAGUUCGCUGCUCUGCCACAAGAAAGCUCUCGCCGGGCAGAGGAGCAGACACUCCAAAAUGAGCUGAGUGGUCUUGAAAGUAGACUCCGAUAUGCCAAGGAAGAACUCGAAGCGCUAAACAAGAACCUCAAGAGCAAGGCGGGCGAAGUCGAUCACAUCAAGCGGCAGUUGACGGAGGAACGUGCAAAGCUGCGAGAAGAAGAGGAUAAGCUGGAAAAGAUUGACGAGGACAUUUCUGAAUACCAAGAGUCCGUGAGCAAUGUCGAAAACGAAAUCUUCGGAGAGUUCUGCCAAAAGCACGGCUUCGCGGACAUUCGAGACUAUGAGGCCCAACAGGGAACUCUUCAGCAAGAAGCUGCUCAGAAGAAGCUCGAAUUCGUCACGCAGAAGGCCAGAAUCCAAGGCCAACUCAACUUCGAGAGAACACGGCUUCAGCAAACAGAUGACCGUCUCCUGGCUCUUCGAGACAGGGAGCAACGCGAUAAAGAGACGAUUGACGACCUGAAUGAACGGCGACAAGGUAUCCAGGACGACCUCGAUACGUUGAAGAAUGAACUCGACGAGCUUCGCGCCCAACUGGACGAGCAAAAGGAGCUCCUGAACGCGGCCGCCGCAAGGCUAGCCAAGCAGAAGGCAGAGUUUCAGGCGCGCGCCAAAGAGAUGGAGAGCACCUUCCGAACAAUCAAUGCCCUCGAAGCAGAAAUGCAACGCCAUUCUUCUGCGAGAUACAGCCUUCUUCGCCGCUGCAAAAUUGAAAGCAUCAAUAUUCCGCUAACUGAGCAAUCGGCCAGCCUGGACAGCGUGCCUAUCAACGACCUGCCCCUUGAAGACGCCGAAGCGAGGGAAGCUGAUGAUGAAGAGGAGCCCACCUCUUCCGCGCUCCAGAAUUUGACCAUCAAUGACUACGGUGUCGAACCCGAUUUCGAUGUGUUAGAUGAUGAGCUCAAGGAAGAAAAUAGCGAAGCUAUGGAGGCUAAAUUGCAAGAAGACAUAGCCAAACUGAACGCCGCGCUGGAGAAGAUGCAGCCCAAUGCGCACGCGGGAGAACGUCUUGCCGCCGUAGAAAGUCGUGCACGCGACACCGAGCAGGAAUACGAAGAAUCACGCACGAAAUUCCGAGACCUCAAGAUGAAGUUCGAAAACACAAUGGAAAAGCGCAAUGAACUUUUCAACAAGGCCUUUAGCCACAUCUCGGCACAAAUCGAGCCCAUUUACGCCAACCUGACUAAAUCAGACGAAUUCCCGGCCGGAGGACGCGCCUAUCUCACAGCAGAUACCGAAGAACCGUAUCUCGCGGGGGUGAACUACCAUACUAUGCCACCGACAAAGCGCUUUCGAGAUAUGGAGCAUUUAUCCGGAGGAGAAAAGACAAUGGCGGCAUUGGCGCUGCUCUUCGCGAUUCACAGUUACCAGCCGAGUCCAUUCUUCGUCCUGGAUGAGGUGGAUGCGGCCCUGGACAAUGCUAAUGUGGGCAAGUUGGUGAAUUAUGUGAAGAACCAUGCGGUGAGCCUCUCCCCCUUCUUGUUGUCGACUAUAGGGCACGGCAUGUGCGGCGAAGCGGGGCCCGGAAUGCAGUUCAUCGUGAUCAGUCUCAAGACCGGCUUCUUCCAGGGCAGCGAGGCUCUCGUGGGGGUAUACAGGGAUCAAGGAGCGAAUAGCUCCAAAGUACUGACGCUUGAUCUGAGGAAAUACGCCUAA
Molecule: messenger RNA, 3834 nt
Organism: Fonsecaea erecta
Lineage: Eukaryota; Fungi; Ascomycota; Eurotiomycetes; Chaetothyriales; Herpotrichiellaceae
Exons: 3
Coding region: 1-3834 (1277 amino acids)
Biological process (GO): sister chromatid cohesion
Cellular component (GO): cohesin complex; nucleus; chromosome
Molecular function (GO): ATP hydrolysis activity; protein binding; ATP binding
Source: RefSeq, a predicted model, not a curated record